AGUGUAUAAAUUCAUUACAUUGACAUUACCACUUCAACCAAUUUAGUGAAACAUUCUAAAACAAAGGACCCAGUUUUACAUUUUUUUUUGUUCCUGAGUUCCAAUGGCUCUUCAGGCUGCUUCCUUGGUUUCUGCUUCUUUUUCUAUUGCUAAAGAGGGAAAGUCUGGUGUAUCUCUCAGGGACACCACAAUGUUUGGUGUUUCAUUGUCGGAUACUCUCAAAUCUGACUUCAGCUCUCCCUCAUCGACUUGCAAAAGGGAAUUCCAACAAAAAUUUGGCCCUUUGAGGGUUCAGUCAGUGGCAACAACAACUCCAGGAGUCACCAAGGCUUCACCAGAAGGAAAGAAAACUUUGAGGAAAGGCAGUGUUAUUAUCACUGGGGCUUCCUCUGGAUUAGGCCUGGCCACUGCUAAGGCUUUGGCUGAGACAGGAAAGUGGCAUGUGAUAAUGGCCUGCCGGGAUUUCCUCAAAGCCGAAAGGGCUGCGAAAUCUGCCGGCAUUGCUAAGGAAAACUACACUAUUAUGCAUUUGGACCUUGCAUCUCUUGAUAGUGUGAGGCAAUUUGUUGAUAACUUUAGGCAAUCAGGCCGGCCACUGGAUGUGCUUGUUUGCAAUGCUGCGGUUUACUUGCCAACUGCCAGGGAACCUACAUAUACUGCUGAUGGCUUUGAACUCAGUGUUGGAACCAACCAUCUCGGGCAUUUCCUCCUUUCGCGCCUUUUGCUUGACGACUUGAACAAAUCUGACUACCCUUCGAAGCGGUUGAUCAUUGUAGGCUCAAUCACAGGAAACACCAACACAUUGGCUGGAAAUGUGCCACCCAAGGCUAACCUUGGUGACAUGAGGGGACUAGCUGGAGGCUUGAAUGGGCUAAACACUUCAGCCAUGAUAGAUGGAGGAUCCUUUGACGGCGCUAAGGCAUACAAGGACAGCAAAGUCUGCAACAUGCUUACAAUGCAAGAAUUCCACAGAAGAUACCAUGAUGAAACUGGGAUCACAUUUGCUUCCCUUUACCCAGGUUGCAUCGCCACAACAGGCUUGUUCAGAGAGCACAUUCCCUUGUUCAGACUUCUCUUCCCUCCAUUCCAAAAGUACAUAACCAAGGGCUUUGUCUCAGAAGAUGAAUCAGGAAAGAGACUUGCACAGGUUGUGAGUGAUCCAAGCCUAACAAAAUCAGGUGUUUACUGGAGCUGGAACGCGGCCUCUGCUUCGUUUGAAAACCAAUUGUCCCAAGAAGCCAGCGAUGCAGAUAAGGCUCGCAAGGUUUGGGAGAUUAGUGAGAAACUUACUGGUUUGGCUUAAGUGGUACUUUGGCAGCUUCCAAUAUCCAUCUUGAUUUAGGGACAUUUGUCAUGGAGUUCAAUAACAUCUCAGAAGAGUUUAGACCCUCUUCUGAUGAGUUUGUUAGAUUCUUUUUCUAGCUGCUAACUCCUCUUGGUCUGAUGACUACUGUCGAUGAAUCCUUCACCUGAGGCCAAGUGCACAUGAACUAUAGAGAAAUAAUAAUUGUGCACAUUGACUAUGAUCAAUGCCAUUGCCUAUCUUAUGUUAAUAGUCAUUUAUGUGAACUCCAGAGUGAAUUGGCUAUAAUUUAACCAUAAUUUAAUUUUGAAA
Messenger RNA from Glycine soja, 1615 nucleotides. Its product is annotated as protochlorophyllide reductase, chloroplastic-like. The record is from RefSeq and is a predicted model, not a curated record. Lineage: Eukaryota; Viridiplantae; Streptophyta; Magnoliopsida; Fabales; Fabaceae. Gene Ontology annotation, molecular function: protochlorophyllide reductase activity. The transcript has 5 exons. The coding region runs from base 104 to 1303 and encodes 399 amino acids.